This is a messenger RNA of Phyllostomus hastatus (greater spear-nosed bat), 4005 nucleotides long. It is a transcript of the gene ARMC6, whose product is annotated as armadillo repeat containing 6. Bases 449 to 1861 code for a protein of 470 amino acids. Gene Ontology annotation, molecular function: protein binding. Gene Ontology annotation, biological process: hematopoietic progenitor cell differentiation. NCBI's taxonomy places the organism in Eukaryota, Metazoa, Chordata, Mammalia, Chiroptera, Phyllostomidae. The transcript has 9 exons. The record is from RefSeq and is a predicted model, not a curated record.
GACCUGGUGAGAGGCUGCAGCCGCCGAAACCCCUCGCGCGCAGUACGGGGAGCGGGCGCUGCCGGGUCGGGCUGGUGACUGUGGGCAACCCUCGAGGACUUGGUUUUGAGGAAUGAAAGACUCUUACAAAAGCCGCCCGAGAAAGAAGAAGGAAAGAAGAGAGGGAGAGAAACAUCCAUGUGUGGUUGCCUCUCCAACACCCCCUACUGUGGUCCUGGCCUGAAACCCAGGCAUGUGCCCUGAGUGGGAAGCAAACCUGCGACCCUUUCUUUUACAGUUGCACCCUCAAUCCACUGAGCUACAACAGCCGGAGCACAGUACACCAUUUUCGUGGAUGAACCUUGGAUGUCAGUUUGGAGGCCUUAUUAAUCCCCUUCUUUCCUCCUAACACCUUGAACCCAUUGUGAAGGAGCAUCUGUUGGGCACCUAUCAGCCCCACCAGGAAGGGAUGAAGAUGGCCUCCAAGCGCAUCACCCAGGAGACCUUUGAUGCAGCUGUUCGUGAGAACAUUGAGGAAUUUGAGAUGGGGCCAGAGGAGGCAGUGAAAGAGGCUGUGGAACAGUUUGAAUCACAAGGGGUUGAACUGAGCAACAUUAUAAAGAUGGCACCCAAAGUCUCUGAAGAUGGACCUCAGGAGCUCACACAUGACAUCCUGCAGGCUCUGGAAGACCUGCAGGAGUCCGUGGCUUGCUGUCGCCCCCAGGAGGUGUCAGUGCAACUUGCCCGCUUUUGUGAGCAGUGCAAACAGCACAGAGCCUGCCGCUUUCUGGCAGCUCAGAAGGGUGCCUACCCCAUCGUCCUUGCCGCCUGGAAGCUGGCUGCAGCAGGUGACCAGAGACUUGUGCUCCAGGUCCUUAACGCCCUGUCAGCCCUGAUCGAUGGCCAACCCGAUCUCCUAGACACCCAGGGCCUAAAGCUGCUGGUGGCUACUUUGGCCCAGAAUGCUGACGCAACUGAUCUGAUUUGCACUGGGAUCCGCUGCAUUCGCCAUGCCUGCUUGAAACACGAACAGAAUCGGCAGAAUCUGGUGAAGGCUGGUGUGCUGCCCCUGUUGACUGGUGCCAUCACUCGGCACAGCCACUGUGCUGAUGUGGUCAGGGAGGCCUGUUGGGGCCUCCGCAUCAUGACUUUUGAUGAUGACAUUCGCGUGCCCUUCGGCCAUGCCCACGACCAUGCCAAGAUGAUCGUGCAGGAGAACAAAGGCUUGAAGGUGCUCAUUGAGGCUGCCAAAGCAUUCCCUGACAACCCCAGCAUCCUGAGUGAGCUCUGCAGCACUUUGUCCCGUCUGGCUGUUCGCAAUGAGUUCUGCCAGGAGGUCGUAGACCUUGGGGGCCUUGGUGUCCUGAUGGCCCUGUUGGCUGACUGCAUCGACCACCAGGACCUUGUGAAGCAGGUGCUGAGUGCCCUACGAGCCAUUGCGGGCAACGAUGAUGUGAAGGAUGCCAUUGUCCGUGCAGGAGGGACAGAGUGCAUUGUGGCUGCCAUGACCCGGCAUCUGACCAGCCCCCAGGUGUGUGAACAGAGCUGUGCAGCCAUGUGUGUCCUGGCCCUGCGCAAACCAGAGAACAGCCAGGUCAUCGUGAAGGGUGGAGGGGCUUUGGCUGCACUGGAGGCAAUGAAGGCACAUCCAAAGGAGGCUGGCGUGCAGAAACAGGCCUGCAUGCUGAUCCGAAACCUAGUGGCCCGAAGCCAGGCCUUCUCACAGCUCAUCCUGGACCUGGGGGCCGAAGCACUCAUUGUUCAGGCCCGAGUUGCCCACCGAGACUGCGAGGAUGUGGCCAAGGCUGCCCUGCGGGACCUGGGCUGCCAUGUAGAGCUCCGAGAGCUGUGGACUGGCCAGAAGGGCAACCUAGCACCAUGACCCAGCCACAGUCUGGGCCUGAGACUCUGGGUGAGUCAUGUGACUCAGGAAAAGGGGAGAUCCAUGUCCUGCCAAUCUGUCCUGCAGAUUCCUCCCCCAACUCAGCGAGAGGUGUUUUCUGACUGGCACCAGGUACAAGCUGAGGGAGCAAUGGUAAGGUGUCUACACUGGGUCCUGUGCUCCCCUCACCAGCCAACAGCAUUGGUAUCACCCAUCCUACCCAUCCCUCCAGCUCUUUCCUACCAGAAGGGCCUUGCACUGCCUGGGGCAAAGUGCUAUCUAAAAUUUGGCUGCCAUACUGGCCAGUCUCAGAGUGGGGCAGGGAUCCUGCUCUGGCCUCUUCAAGUCCAUUUCUUUCCCUGUUCCUGUUUUUCUCACCUGUAUCUUUUUGACCUGGGUCAAAGAUACCUUGCUCUCCUGGCCAGAGGGCAGGGACUGAGGCUGGUCCAUCUCUGGGGCCCCAGGCCAGCCAACAGUGCCUGGUAAUAAAAGACCGUUAGUUGAAGGAUAGAGGGCUCUCUUCCAUGGCGCUGUGGGGAUGCUUCAGCCAGUGGUCUCAGAGAAUAGGAAGGGUGGAUGUUUGGGUAAACCAUGGAGUCUGAGGAAAGUGGAGAGGUUUUGAGAACAGCCUGGGAUAUAGGAACUGAUAUUACUGACAGACAGGUGGCUGGGACCAUGGUUGGCAUGAGUCUGGGGUCUGCAAGCACCAGAGUUGUUACUUGUCCUGAGCAUACAUUGUCUUGGGGAGCUGGGGGGGCUCAGUAUCCAGCCCCGACUCAGCUAUGUGGCCUUCAGUAAGUGACUUAGCCUCUCUGAGCUUCCAUUUGAUCUGUAAAAUGGAGUGGAGGGACAGAUAGCCCCACUCAGUGUUGGAGCAGAGCUAGGACAUGGAAGGUGCCUGGUUGUCUUAGUUUCACGUUGGUCACCCCAGGAGGACCCUCUUGCACUCUCUCUCCUGACCACAUUGAGGUCCUUGCUUGCUGGGUGGCUCGGGCAGCCUGCCUUUUCUCUCUGAACCUCAGUUUCCCAUCUGUAGGAUAAACAUCACUGUUACUAUUCCUGAUGCCCACAUUACUUCCCAAGUGUUCUUAGGGUCCCCAGACAGCUAUGCCUGGCAGAAUUAGCUCUCCUUCUCUGCAGUCACACUCAGGGGUAGCUUGUGGUCACCUGGCAGCUCAUGCAUUUCACAUGGCCCAGUCAGGGUCAGAGCAGCCUCAAGACCCUUGGGCUCCAGGUAUCGCAUCUGACCCCUUUCCUCUCUCGGAAUCCCCGCUUCUGUGCUGGUCAUUCACUUCUUCUAGCCUGAGAAAGGCCCCAUUUCCACUCUUCAUGUCAGCUCAAGCCUCUUUCCCAGAAAGUUCCUGGUUUUCAUGGAUAUUGGCUGAUACAAAUAUCUGUUGAAGCAUCACCCUGGUCCCACCUCCCUGUUGUGUCCAUGUCUCCCCUGUUUCUAGCUGGGCGUGUGCUGCCAGCUCAGUGGGACUGACAUGGACCUCUGCCCCACUCACUGUGCCCUGACUCCCCUCACCAGGGACUUGGCCAGCGUUUCAGAGAAGGACCCCUUGCUUACGCUAGGCUGUCCUGACUUUGACUUCUGGGUUGGCAACAUGUGUAACCUUGGAACAGUUCUAUGACCAUGGGGUAGCCCUCAGGUCCUGUGAUCUUUGUCUUUUUUCAUCUGUCACAUGGGGGCAUGGAUGCUGCCAGGCAGUUUCUGAGGAAGCUUGAAGUGCUAUCCUGUGAUUCCUGCCCCAGCUCUGUUCUCAAUUCACCCGUGGCUGCCCGUUACUCUUCUCAUAAAACCAAACUAGACUGCAGGCCCUGCCCAUUCCCCACCAUCAUCUUCCCCGUGUUCUCCUUUAAUCAUAAUUCCAGUCACACCAGCCUCCCCGCCUCAGGGCCUUUGCAUGUGCUAUGCCCUCUGUUUGGAGCACCCUUCCCUCUGCCCUUUCUGUUCCUCAGUACUACAAUCCCAUCACCCCUUGUGCUAUGCCUCUGAUCUCUGACACCAUCUGAGGUCCCUUUGUAUGCUUUCCUGUUUGUCUGCCCCCCGCCCAUGUGGGUAGGUUCCUCUCUCCCCAUUCUGCUCCAGCUUCCUGUAAACGUUUCUGAGUGUAUACCUGAAUAAAUUAAUAAGUACACAA